AUGGGCAUGAGUAGCUUGAAAUUGCUGAAAUAUGUCCUGUUUUUCUUCAAUUUGAUCUUUUGGUUCUGUGGCUGUUGCAUUUUGGGCUUUGGGAUCUACCUCCUGAUCCAUAACAACUUUGGAGUGCUCUUCCAUAACCUCCCCUCUCUCACGCUGGGCAAUGUGCUUGUCAUCGUGGGUUCCAUUAUCAUGGUGGUUGCCUUCCUGGGCUGCAUGGGAUCCAUCAAGGAGAAUAAGUGCCUGCUUAUGUCGUUUUUUGUCCUGCUGCUGAUUAUCCUCCUUUCUGAGGUGACCUUGGCCAUCCUGCUCUUCGUGUAUGAACAGAAGCUGAAUGACUGUGUGGCUGAGGGUCUGACGGACAGCAUCCAGCAGUAUUACUCAGACAACAGCACCAAGGCGGCAUGGGACUCCAUCCAGUCAUUUCUGCAAUGUUGUGGUGUAAAUGGCACGAGUGAUUGGAUGGGCAGCCCACCAGCAUCUUGCCCCCCAGACCCACAAGUUAAGGGUUGCUAUGUAAAAGCAAAACUGUGGUUUCACUCCAAUUUCCUGUAUAUUGGAAUCAUCACUAUCUGUGUAUGUGUGAUCCAGGUAUUGGGGAUGUCCUUUGCACUGACGUUGAACUGCCAGAUUGACAAAACCAGCCAGGUCCUAGGAUUAUGA
This is a messenger RNA of Mesoplodon densirostris (Blainville's beaked whale), 660 nucleotides long. It is a transcript of the gene CD53, whose product is annotated as CD53 molecule. Gene Ontology annotation, cellular component: membrane. The record is from RefSeq and is a predicted model, not a curated record. The transcript has 7 exons. The coding region runs from base 1 to 660 and encodes 219 amino acids. Lineage: Eukaryota; Metazoa; Chordata; Mammalia; Artiodactyla; Ziphiidae.